Cryptococcus amylolentus CBS 6039 is the source of this 438-nucleotide messenger RNA. RefSeq lists its product as hypothetical. Bases 1 to 438 code for a protein of 145 amino acids. NCBI's taxonomy places the organism in Eukaryota, Fungi, Basidiomycota, Tremellomycetes, Tremellales, Cryptococcaceae. The record is from RefSeq and is a predicted model, not a curated record. The transcript has a single exon.
AUGCCAUCGAUCUACGAUACCGCGCGUUCCGAAGUUCCCGACCACGUGGAUCGUAUCAUUCGUUCAUUCUUCGAAGAUCUUCUAGAAACAGAUACUACUAGGCUCAGCGAUGAGACCAAAGCUAUACUGUACGAUUCUGAAGAUACCAUGGUGCCAGAUCUCGACGAGGCCAUCACAAAGACACUGAAAACCGAGAUUUCGAAAUGGGAACAACGGGGAAAGCCCGUGCGCGAUAUGUCUGAGUUGCAGUUUUCGUCUAUCAGCAUUACUGCCGUCGCCGUGGACGAUGUGUUGAUGGUUGGAUCUAUAGAGGGGAAGGGCUGGUCGGGAAACGGUGAAACCUUCAACGUCCCUCUCGAAUAUACUAGAGCUCGGGACAGAAGGGAAGCCAAAGACAGGAAGGAGGUGGAAAACAACGUCUUCCACUUCGCCAACUGA